AUGGCCCAUCCCGUCAAGGUGGUCGUCGUGGGUGACGAUGGGAUUGGCAAGACCUCGUUACUCAUUUCCCACUUCAAGGACCGGUUUCCGGUUGAAGAUUGCUCAAGCACCCUCUAUGCACACUCGGCUGAAGUUGUUAUCAAAGGUAAAACAUAUCCCUACGAAAUACUUGACACUGCAGAUGCCGACCGCCUCCGUCCUUUGAACUAUCCUCAAACCGAUGUCUUCCUCGUCUGCUUUUCCGUUGACUCUGCCGAUUCGUUCGACCACUGUCGCGACAAAUGGUUUCCCGAGCUUGAAUACCACAGUCCGGGAGUACCUCGCGUGCUUGCCGCCACCAGGAUUGACCUUCGCAACGAUUGUGACACUGUUGAGGCCCUGGUCAAAGAACACAGACGCCCGAUUUCAACUGAGCAAGGGCGCCGUCUCACACAAGAGCUAAAUGCCUGGAAAUACGCUGAAUGCAGCGGCCGCACGAAAGAAGGGUUGGCAGACCUCUUUGACAAGGUAUUCGACGCUGCUUUAGAGGGACGGGCGAGACCCACCAUUUCGCGACCCCAAGAUCAUGUCGAUUCUCGUCCAACCACAAAUGGCUGA
Molecule: messenger RNA, 597 nt
Organism: Mycena indigotica
Lineage: Eukaryota; Fungi; Basidiomycota; Agaricomycetes; Agaricales; Mycenaceae
Product: Small GTPase CDC42
Exons: 7
Coding region: 1-597 (198 amino acids)
Biological process (GO): small GTPase-mediated signal transduction
Molecular function (GO): GTPase activity; GTP binding
Source: RefSeq, a predicted model, not a curated record